This is a messenger RNA of Aspergillus japonicus CBS 114.51, 945 nucleotides long. Its product is annotated as subtilisin-like protein. Gene Ontology annotation, biological process: proteolysis. Lineage: Eukaryota; Fungi; Ascomycota; Eurotiomycetes; Eurotiales; Aspergillaceae. Gene Ontology annotation, molecular function: serine-type endopeptidase activity. The record is from RefSeq and is a predicted model, not a curated record. The transcript has 3 exons. The coding region runs from base 1 to 945 and encodes 314 amino acids.
AUGGAGCCUAUCAAGAUUGCGGUGAUCGACGAUGGCAUCGACAUCGGGCUCGACAUCUUCAACAACAAGAUCGGCGCGGGCGACUCGUUCUUGGUCUUGGACGAGGUUUACGGCAAGCGCGGGGGAGCCUACUACGUUCUGGUCAAGCUCUAUGUGGCUCAGCUGGAGACCGUGGACCGUUCCGGUGGACGACGCUCGUUUACUUCCGAGUCUGCGACGGACGCAAUCAAUUGGGCCGUCGAUCGAGACGUCGACAUUAUCUCCAUGAGCUGGUCCAUCAAUUCCAACCGCGCAUUGACGCAUCUCAAUGACGCCAUCGGCCGGGCCGAGAAGAACCAGAUCAUCAUGCUGUGCUCCGCCAUUGAUCAGGGCAGCCACGUCCGCGACAACACCUAUCCCGGGAAGAAUAAAAACUGCAUCAAGAUCGGCGCGUCGACGGUCACGGGGGAGCGGCUCGGCUGGGUCUCCAAGGACGCCUGUGACUUUUUGUUACCGGGCGAGAAUGUCUCCCUGCCGCGAAGGAGGAGUUCUUCCUCCUCCCAAUCGGGCCCCACUGCCCACCCCCAGGCCGGGCCAUACGGCAGCUCGGUCUCCACCGCGCUCGCGGCCGGGUUGGCUGGCGCUCUGCUGUACUGUGAGCGGCUGUUGACCGGCCCCGCCCCCGAGGCUGGGACUACCAGUAGUACUACUAGCGACCCGGUGUUGCCGUAUCGGGACCAACUCCGAGGGCUUGGACAGAUGAAAGUGGCGUUUGGCAACCUCGCCAAAGGUGGGGAUGACAAGUUCAUCCAGGUCGCGGACCACUUUCGGGAGGAGUUUAGGAGCAUGGUCUGGAAUGAACGUGAUGUGGAAGAUGCAGACGACACUCGUCGGAGGCUCCAACAGCUCAUGGCCACCAUCGUCAACAAUUCGACGGUGACCAGCUCUAGGCUUUGGGCUGUUUGA